Messenger RNA from Ruditapes philippinarum (Manila clam), 779 nucleotides. RefSeq lists its product as uncharacterized. The transcript is spliced from 2 exons. NCBI's taxonomy places the organism in Eukaryota, Metazoa, Mollusca, Bivalvia, Venerida, Veneridae. Gene Ontology annotation, molecular function: DNA binding. The coding region runs from base 72 to 779 and encodes 235 amino acids. The record is from RefSeq and is a predicted model, not a curated record.
ACAGCGCCACCUAUAGUAAAUAUUUGUGACCUACUUUUAUUCAGCAGUGUUUUGAGUAACAUUUUACAGUAAUGAACCGACUAAAGGGGUCCCAAAGCAGGCUUAAGCAGCCAUAUGACAAGGAAAGCCUUAAGAGAGCCUAUGCAGCUUGUGUUUCAAAUGGCAUGUCUGUUUAUCGGGCAUCUAGAGUGUACCAUGUCCCGGAGUCUACUUUGAGAGACAGGACUAGACAUAAUGUCACCCUUGAGGCACGUCCUGGACCAGAGACUCUAUUGUCUUCUCUGGAGGAGGACAAGUUAGCACAUCAUAUAAAGUAUAUGGCCAGUAUCGGAUAUGGCUACACCAUGACCAACGUAAGAUUUAUGGCUGCUGACUAUGCCAGGUCAAUGGGGAAGAAAGUUGUUGCAAAGGAUGGUUUAAGUACUGUGCGGUACUAUAGUUUCAUGAAAAGAAACCCAGACUUGAAAGCUGUCAAGCCUCAAAAGCUUGAUUUGGCCAGAGCUAAAGGUGCCUCUGAAGAAAAAAUAAACAACUAUUUCAAAAAACUGAAGAAUAUUCUAGAUGACAAUGACUUAAUCAAUUCACCUGAAAGAAUCUAUAAUAUAGAUGAAACAGGAGUAAGCACCCAGCACUCACCACCUAAAAUAGUUUGUGGGAAAAAUGAUAAACCUCAGGCAAUUACCUCCCCAAGAUCUUCCAAUGUAACAAUAAUAGGAGGAGCAAAUGCCCUUGGAAAUCAUGUGCCUCCUUUUUAUAUAUUCUCUGGGAAAAAGGUUUAA